AUGCGGAGGUCCGCUGCGCGUGGCAGCGCCGCUGGGGUGGUGGGACCAUGUCGCAGUCGUCCCCAGCAGCAGCUGACGGCAUCGCCUUCACACGCAACCGUCGUACGGGGAGCACCUGAGUCGUACGGCAUGGUAGUUGAUAGUCACGAGGUACAUGAAGAGAUACGUGAUCUCUCUAAACGGGUAAAGGGGGUUAUUGAGGGAAAUUUUCAGAAAAAUGCCACUUCAGAAGGCCAAGUUCUUCAGGGCAUCCGUCGCUUUGGCCCAUCCGCACAAUCCAAGAAGAUUCUUAACCGGGAGAAUGAGGCUGCAAUGCUGGCCUUAAAGACAGGCGUCUAUGCUGUCUGGCGAUGUGAUGAGCCCAAAUUGUCAGGGGCUAAUACGGACUUCUGUGCACGGAUUGGGUACCAGCAUCGUUGCUUUUGUGGGCAUUCACUUGAAGAGCACGCCACGCUGAAACCGUCACGGGGUUGCGUGCCGGCACCCCGAUGUCAAGCAUGCGCAUGUGGCGGUUUUAACUACGUGCCAAACGAACUAGAGGAGAUUGGGGAGGGAUGGCUGUCGCGAAGACGUAGUUGGGACCCAUUAAAGUGGUCCGCCAAGUGUCGUUGCGGCCAUGGGCAUAAGCAGCAUGAUCCACAAAAGCGUCACUGUAAGGAGUGCGGUUGUGGUGGGUUUACGAGUCAUUUUUUGUGUGUCGUGUGUGACCGCGAUGGCGAGAGCCAUUCGACGGUUUUUGAGUUGGAGCAGGACCGUCUCAAGAAGGGUUUGCCUGUACGUGAAGCAUUUUUCCCCCUGAUGGCACUCGACUGGUCUGCGCGGGAAUUGGUGUUUGACGACCCAACCGGCGGCGGGGCACUCACAGCCCCGCCUCGCAACCCCGCGCUGGAGACAAACGAAACGUCUUCUUGUGACAAGCGCAAUACACUGCAGCAGAUCUCACUACCAAAAUUGUGCCCCACAUCAGAGCCAACGCCGCUGCUGCCACAACACUGCACGGGCUGCGGGGCGAUAUUUCGUUCUGCGCAAGUGAAGUUCUGUUCCAAGUGUGGAAAACAUCGUCAGCAAAAUGCACAGUGA
Molecule: messenger RNA, 1080 nt
Organism: Trypanosoma cruzi
Lineage: Eukaryota; Euglenozoa; Kinetoplastea; Trypanosomatida; Trypanosomatidae
Exons: 1
Coding region: 1-1080 (359 amino acids)
Source: RefSeq, a predicted model, not a curated record